Messenger RNA from Penicillium longicatenatum, 954 nucleotides. RefSeq names its product VOC family protein. The coding region runs from base 1 to 954 and encodes 317 amino acids. Gene Ontology annotation, cellular component: mitochondrion. Gene Ontology annotation, molecular function: methylmalonyl-CoA epimerase activity. Lineage: Eukaryota; Fungi; Ascomycota; Eurotiomycetes; Eurotiales; Aspergillaceae. The record is from RefSeq and is a predicted model, not a curated record. Gene Ontology annotation, biological process: L-methylmalonyl-CoA metabolic process. The transcript is spliced from 6 exons.
AUGAAUAGCAACAAUCGUCGUAUCAACUUAAUGCGCAUCGCGCAUGUCUACUAUACCCACAAGGACAUUGCAAAAGCGAGCCAGUUUCUGGAGGACUUUGGCUUCCAGGAAGCGAAGCGUGUAGGGAAGAAUAUCUACUAUCGCGGCACUGGCCCCGAGCCGUUUGUGUACUGCGCUAGACAAGGUGACGAAGAUGAAUUCGGAGGCGCGGCAUUUGUCGUGGAGUCCGAGGAAGACCUUGAAUAUACUUCUCAGACAUUGCCUGAUGCCAGUCCGGUCACGGCGCUGACUGAUGCGCCUGGCGGGGGCUACUAUGUGACCUUCCGCGAUCCGCUUGACCAUUUCCCCUUCCAUCUGGUCUAUGGACAAGAGUUGCCCGACGGCAAGAAAUUCCCUGCAUCACAGUACAACCUGCCAACAGAGAAAUAUCGAUCGGUGAACAAGUUCCAGAGAUUCGAGAAAGGGCCGGCGCCUGUUCAUAAGAUAGGGCACUUUGGCAUGUGCGUGACCGACUUUGCCAAGGCCUUGGACUUUUAUACCACCCGUUUCAACUUCAAGCCCAGCGACCUGGUCUACGACGAGAACGGGCGCGAUAUCACCACAUUCCUCCACCUAGACCGUGGAUCCGAAAAGGUUGAUCACCACUGCUUCUUCUUUUUCGAAGGGCCCAAGUCCCACGUUCAUCAUUCGUCAUUUGAGACGCACGAUUUUGACACCCAAAAGUUGGGACAUGACUGGCUUCGCCACAAAGGCUAUGAGAAUUGUUGGGGCGUGGGAAGACAUGUUACGGGCUCUCAAAUUUUCGAUUAUUGGUUUGAUCCCUCACGGUUCAUUCUCGAGCACGACGUGGAUGGCGAUUUGGUGAAUGACGAGUAUCCAACCAACCGGUCGCAGGCGUCUCCUGAUUCAUUGCAUGUUUGGGGUCCUGAUUUACCACCCACAUUUCUAUUUUAG